Messenger RNA from Humulus lupulus (European hop), 1666 nucleotides. Its product is annotated as riboflavin biosynthesis protein PYRD, chloroplastic. Gene Ontology annotation, molecular function: zinc ion binding; diaminohydroxyphosphoribosylaminopyrimidine deaminase activity. Lineage: Eukaryota; Viridiplantae; Streptophyta; Magnoliopsida; Rosales; Cannabaceae. The coding region runs from base 214 to 1509 and encodes 431 amino acids. The record is from RefSeq and is a predicted model, not a curated record. The transcript is spliced from 4 exons. Gene Ontology annotation, biological process: riboflavin biosynthetic process.
CCCGGUUCGAACCCGGGCUCAGACAUACUUUUUUUUCCUUUUUUUUUUACAAAACCAUGUGCACUCGGAUACUAAAAUGCUGUGAGCUAAAAGCAUUGGUGCCUGAUCCAAUUUACCGUCCAUCGCCGCCAAAUCGAGGUUCUGUGCUCCAUUCUAGUUUUCUAGUCGUGAGCCUACCAACCCGUGAAUUUCUCGUCUGAGUUUCUAGGGAGAAUGCAAGCUCAACGACUGUCACUUCCCAUUGCCACUCUCUCUCCACCACUUUCCUCAAACUACCCCCUUCUUCCUAUAACCAAACUUUUUUUAUCCAAAUCAAAUUUCCCAUCUGGGUUUUGCAAUUCUCUCAUUUUCAAAACAAUCUCUUUAUCACCAACCACUUUGCCUAAGUUAAUGAGUGGAGUAUCUGCUCAACAAGGAUAUGAUGAUGGUGAUGGUGAUUAUAAUUAUGAUGAUGGGUUUUACAUGAGAAAGUGUGUGGAGAUUGCAAGAAAGGCUAUUGGGUGCACCAGUCCCAACCCCUUGGUGGGCUGUGUUAUUGUCAAGGAUGGAAAGAUUGUUGGUCAAGGGUUUCAUCCUAAAGCUGGCCAGCCUCAUGCUGAGGUAUUUGCUCUUAGAGAUGCUGGAAAUUUGGCUGACAAUGCAACAGCGUAUGUAAGCUUAGAACCAUGUAACCACUUUGGGAGAACUCCACCAUGUACUGAAGCUCUCAUUAAAGCCAAAGUGAAAAGGGUGGUGAUUGGAAUGGUUGAUCCAAAUCCAAUUGUAGCAUCAAAAGGGGUUGAGAGACUCAGAAAUGCUGGAAUUGAAGUUACUGUAGGGAUAGAAGAAGAGCUAUGCAAGAGCUUGAAUGAGCCUUUUGUCCACCUAAUGCUCACGAGGAAGCCUUUUGUCACGCUUAGAUACUCGCUCUCAGUCAAUGGCCAGAUUGUAGACCAGCUUGGAGAAGGAUCCACAGAGUCCAGCGGUUACUACUCACAGUUGCUGCAGGAAUAUGAUGCUGUUAUAGUUUUGUCUGCCUCAAUAGCUGACAAGUUUUCGAUUCCUCAGUCCCAAGAACCUGGAGCCAAUCAACCCCUCUGGAUUGUUGCAGCAACUAAUAAUUAUAGUUCUUUGAAUAAAAUCUCUGAUUUGCCUAUAGAAGCAGCUACUAAGGUGAUAGUUUUCAGUAACCAAGAGAUAGUAGAGCCAAAAAUCGUUCAGAGAGGAAUAGAAACUGUAGUUCUGGAUCAGAUCAGCUUGAAUGCCAUUCUUGAAUACAGUAAGCGCCAAGGAUUUUGCAGCGUUUUGCUGGAUUUGAGGGGAAGUGUAGAUGAUAUAAAAGAGCUACUGAAAGAUGGUAUUGAGCAAAAUAUGUUGCAAAAGGUUGUGAUAGAAGUGUUGCCCCAGUGGGUUGAAAGUGGUGGUAAGAACUCUUGUGUUGCAUUGAGCAGCCUGGAUAAAAGAUUGGACAUUAAGAAAUUGAAGCCUAAAAUGUCAGGUAAGAGUGUUUUACUUGAGGGAUAUUUUUGAGUGAGAUCUCAGAUAAGAGUUUUACUUUGAAGAUUAUAUUUAAGUGGCUCUUGUCUUGCUACAAAGGGAAACAAAGGAAUAAUAAUACCAUAUGUUUUUGGGAUUCAUCUUUAUCAGCCAAUAAUAACAUUUUGAGUCGGUGAUUUUUCUAGUUGAA